AUGCAAACUUACCUUUUUACUCCUUACCUUCAAGAGUCUCAACCUGACUUUACUAAUGAAUCGAUGAUAAAUGCUUUGGAGAACAAUAAUAAACAUUUACUGGCGAUGUGUCUCUAUUCUAAAAGUCUUAAUGAGGACAUGACUGGGCUAUUAACCCAUUUCGAGAUGCUUAAAAACCACUGCUAUAACUGAAAGGAUCCUUCUAGUCGUCCUCCUACUAAGGAAGAGCUGAUAUGGCAACUUACUUCAACUAGAAAUUUCCAAUUUUCGCUAAAAUUAGCUUCGGGUGUAACAAUUCCGGUCUGUAAGAAAAAGACUUUCGUCGUUAGCGUUGACUUAAAAAUUAAUACUGAUGUGCAUUUAGACAAAUCGUUUAAGAUUGAGCUUGAAGCCGCACUUUAUCUUGCUGAAAAUCCACCUGUAAAGCUUACAGUAAGCAAAGCAGGUAAGCCACCACUCAUUGGAAAUACCAAAACUGUCCUCUGCUGGAACCAAAAGAAAAAUUGUUUUUCUGCAAAUUUCAAGCUUAAAGCAAACGAGGUUUCUUCGCAUUAUAGGAAUGGGUGGUUUUUCUUAGUUAUUAUGCCUGAAAAUAAUGCCAGUUUUGAUAUCAAACCACUGGUUAUUGACAAUUUUAAUGUCAAGGCAAAGCAAGUUGCUUGUGUUCAAUUUAGCAAAAAUAAAGAUUAUGAAUAG
Molecule: messenger RNA, 696 nt
Organism: Blepharisma stoltei
Lineage: Eukaryota; Ciliophora; Heterotrichea; Heterotrichida; Blepharismidae
Source: the annotation of a GenBank genome assembly